AUGGAUGAUGGUACAAGGGCAAGCGAUGUGAGCGAGGAGCGCCAAACAGACGCAGCAAAGGGGACAUCAAGCGAUGAUGUCGCGCCGAGUGGACACAAAAGGAGUCCUUCUGGUGGGCUCUCGAAACUCUCAUUCCUGAGAGCAAGCGCCGAAGACAACCAAAUCCAAGCCGACAAUGGCCCACCGAGCCCCGAACCUGUCGCGAACGGCCAGCCGACCUCCCCUAAAAAGCCUGGACGAGCCAUGGCCGUCGCCGUCCAGCAGCUGAAGACAAGACGAAGGAAGGGUUCUUUGCGGAAAGCGGCGCUUCUUGGAAGAGGCGCACAGCGGGAAAGGAAAGAGCUCGAAAUACCUCCGUUAAUCACAAGAGCUUCGGCAGACAUCGACGAUGACAAUGCGUCCAGUCCAAUCUCGCCUGAAGAUUUGAAGCAAAACAGAGGGUUUAAUUUGGGGGCUCUAGACACAUCAGGCUACUCCUCGAUUGACCACAACACAAGCAAUGGGCUGCAAAAUCAAUACACGCCAGUGCCUAUCCUGGCCCCAGUACCUAUUGACCCUACGGUGCCCAAUCUGAAAACCAGUCCAACUCUCUCAUAUACAUCUACUACCGAUGACGACGAUGUGCUGUCGUUUCCAAAGCACCUUCUCUCGCCGCCUAUGAAUAACAUCCCUCUUUCAUCCGGAUCUGAAGGCUACUUCCCAGCGGAAGGCCCAGGGGCGCUAUUUCGGCGGCGGUCGACGAAGAAGCCAAAUUCUCCGCUCCCUCACGGAGGAUCCACAGCAGCAACCCUCACUUCAUCUGAAGAUGACUGGGAUUAUGCAGAGACGGAGUGGUGGGGUUGGGUUGUCCUCAUAGUCACGUGGGUUGUUUUCGUUGUAGGCAUGGGGUCCUGCCUCGGUGUUUGGAGCUGGGCUUGGGACGUUGGGGAGACGCCAUAUGCGCCUCCAGAGCUUGAAGAUGACCCAACGCUACCUAUAGUCGGAUAUUACCCGGCGCUGAUCAUAUUGACGGCGGUUAUGGCAUGGGUUUGGGUUGUGGUCGCCUGGGUUGGCAUGAAGUACUUCAGGCACGCAAAGAUCAGUGGUGACUGA
This is a messenger RNA of Pseudogymnoascus verrucosus, 1092 nucleotides long. RefSeq lists its product as uncharacterized. The coding region runs from base 1 to 1092 and encodes 363 amino acids. Lineage: Eukaryota; Fungi; Ascomycota; Leotiomycetes; Thelebolales; Thelebolaceae. The transcript has a single exon. The record is from RefSeq and is a predicted model, not a curated record.